Talaromyces marneffei is the source of this 2646-nucleotide messenger RNA. RefSeq lists its product as uncharacterized. NCBI's taxonomy places the organism in Eukaryota, Fungi, Ascomycota, Eurotiomycetes, Eurotiales, Trichocomaceae. The transcript is spliced from 3 exons. Gene Ontology annotation, molecular function: DNA-binding transcription factor activity, RNA polymerase II-specific; RNA polymerase II cis-regulatory region sequence-specific DNA binding; zinc ion binding. The coding region runs from base 1 to 2646 and encodes 881 amino acids. Gene Ontology annotation, cellular component: chromatin. Gene Ontology annotation, biological process: DNA-templated transcription; regulation of transcription by RNA polymerase II. The record is from RefSeq and is a predicted model, not a curated record.
AUGCAUGAGGGUACUCAUGGUACCGAGCAUACUGGGCCUACCUCCAGCUCCUUGCCUUCUGGGGGCCAGGCAAAACGAACGAAGCGGUUUCAAUGCCAUUACUGCCAGCGAUUGUUUGCCAGGCUAGAGCAUCUACAGCGACAUGAAAGGACCCACACACAAGAAAAACCAUUUGCUUGUGUUCAAUGUGAUCAACGCUUCACACGAAGUGACCUACUUACACGCCACGAGAGACUGUUACAUUCGCUGAAUAGGAGAAGUAAUACCGAGUCAGAAAAGAGCGAUAGUCAUGGGUCGCGAGUUUGGCGAAAACGAGACGCCAGAGUGGCCGGGCUGGAUGAGCAAGACAACAAUACAAUCUCCUCUCCCACCAUAAUGUUGGCUCCUACAAGGGUUUCUGAUGAAAUCAUUGAUCAAAAUUUAGCAACGCAAAGUCACGGAAUUUCGCUCGCUACACUGUCAAUGGCCGCUGAACAUGCGGCCAUGCAGGGAAUAAUACCUCCAGAACAAGACGAUCAGGUCAUUAUAUCUACCAAUCAUGAUAAUAGAUUGCCUUUCCCAGAGACAGAAGCUCUCGGAUCUCGAUCGAUGGAUCCGACUUACGGAUUCGAUUUCGAGGACACGCUCGAUAGUCUGGCAACCUUUCUAGAUAACGGACCGGUCGCAUCUCAUCAUUUUCCAUCCUUUAUCAGUGCUGAACAACCCAUUCCUUUUUUUUCGCCGGGGUCUGCUUCGAAUGGAAAUGACACAAUACACCAAGGCUACCAACCUCGAGAGAACCUUACAGCCUCGGCUCCUGAGCAGUCAGGUUCAUUUUCUCGAUUUGGCUCUCGUCUUCCGUCUCUACAACCAGAGGAAUCACCUGGUCAACGUGAACAGAAUUCCAGCGCGUCAAAGAAGCCAAUAUCAGACGUCUCUUUUGAAGAUCGACAGGUUCUUGCCUCAAAACUGAAAGAAUUUGCUGGAGUUGUGCCCUCUGAUUUUCAGUUACCAUCACGUCUGGCACUAUCUCGCUACUUGGCCGGUUACAUCAACGGGUUUCACGAGCAUAUGCCCUGUCUGCAUAUUCCGACCAUGUCAGUUCAGAAUACUUCAAUCGAACUACUACUUGCCAUGGCAGCUGUGGGUGCUCAAUAUUGCUUUGAGGGCGAAAAGGGCGUGGAACUAUUUCAUACAAGUCAAGAAAUUGCUAUGCGGAGAAUAAGACGGCGCGAUGUGCGUACUGCGGAUGCAGAUGCAGAGCAGCCACAAGGUGGAAACUUUGGUUGGUUCUUGGAAGAUGGGGGACUCGACUCACCUCGCCAAUCUUUGCAUGUGCAGCCAUCUCACUUGAAUGGCCCAUCAUCUGGUCUUCUUGGUCUGCCCAUCGAUCAAGGUCAUGGUGAGGAUUUAAUGCAAACCGCACAGGCAUUAUUUCUUCUCAUGGCAAUGGCAACGUGGGCUAAACACCAAGGGAUUCUCCGUCAAGCGCUUGCUAUACAAAGCAUCUUAGCAACUCUCAUUCGUGAGGAUGGACUCAAGAUGGCUCCAGUGGUCAACAACGACUUGGCUUGGGAGGACUGGGCUCACUACGAAAGUAUCAAGAGAACCAAAUUUAUUGUCUUUUGCUUCUUCAACCUUCAUUGCAUAGUUUAUAACAUCCCAUCCUUAAUCUUGAGUUCUGAACUGGACUUGCCUUUACCCUGCGACGCCAAUGAGUUUAGGGCGCCAUCUGCAGUACGGUGGCGGGAGGCGAGAAAGAAGAACCGACGCCCGGAAGCAAAUUUUCAGUCUGCUUUCAAUAGUCUAUUUGACAGAUCUAGCCGCGUGAGCUUGGAGAGUUAUUUACGCAUCUCGUCACUGGGAAACUACGUUCUCAUCCACGCCCUUAUCCAACGCAUAUUCUUCAUACGCCAAAUCGCGGGCUACCCUACUCCUUCUCAGCCCUCUGCAUCUGUCCAGCAAAAUGAGCAGAAUCAGGAUAAGGAUGAGGAGACUUCUUACUUGGAACAAGCUUUACGAAAUUGGCAAUUGGGAUGGAAACAGAACCCAGAGUCCUCUUUGGACCCUUGGGAUCCCAAUGGGCCGAUUGCAUUCAAUUCGACGGCCUUACUGAGACUGGCAUAUAUUCGCUUGAACAAUAUUUUCAUCGGACCUGCGCAUCAUACUCUUGCUUCACGUGAUCCCAAUCGAAUUGCUGAUUCAUUUAGAGAAAGUUCUCCAACUAAGAUACGGCGGACGCGCAAACUGGUCAGGGCGGUACUACAUUCGGCACAUGCACUGAGCAUACCAGUAAAGAUUGGCAUUCGACUAGUGGCACGUACGCAAAGUUUUACCUGGUCUAUACAGCAUUCUAUAUGUUCACUCGAAUGUGCUUUCCUUUUAUGCAAAUGGCUUGAAGCCCUUGCCUUGGCAAAUCCUGAGACGGAAGUAUCUGAUGAUGAGAAGAGAAUUUGUUGGCUAGUCAAGACAAUGUUAGAUGAAACCGAGUAUGGAGUCAAAUGUGGUGAUGAAACGGCCCUUCAGUCUCCCACUCUACUUCGACAAUUGAGUGCAGGUGUACUGCGGGUAUGGGCGCAGAUUUUCAAAGGUGCUCAAACAUGGGCAAUUGUGGAUAUAAUAGGGACAGCCUUGAACACCUAUGCUGAUAUGUUAGAAAACAGCUGA